Messenger RNA from Rhizophagus irregularis DAOM 181602=DAOM 197198, 1430 nucleotides. RefSeq lists its product as uncharacterized. Lineage: Eukaryota; Fungi; Glomeromycota; Glomeromycetes; Glomerales; Glomeraceae. The record is from RefSeq and is a predicted model, not a curated record. Gene Ontology annotation, molecular function: protein binding. Gene Ontology annotation, cellular component: cytoplasm.
AUGAGAGGAAAUUCAUUAGAAAAAGAUUUGAGCUUAUUAAUAAAUAAUCAAAAAUAUAGUGAUAUAGAAAUUUUAUGUGAAGAUGAAAAAAAAUUAUAUGGUUGUAGAGCAAUUUUAGCAGCAAGAUCCGAAGUAUUUGAUAGAUUACUUUAUAAUGGGAUGAAAGAAAGUUAUGAAACCAAAAUUUCUUUUCCAAAGAUUAAUUCUGCUGGUAUGAAAAUUGUAUUAGAAUAUACUUAUACGGGAUCAAUUAAAAUAGAAUCAUUAACAAAGGAUAAUAUAAUUGAAGCAUUUUAUGCUGCUGACUAUUUUCAAUUACCAGAUCUUCAGGAUUUUAUUAUGAAUACAUUCAAAAAUACAUUAGAAAAAAAUUGCGAUGAAAAUUAUUCACCAGAAUUACUAUCUAAACUUGCAGAGAAAAUGCCAUUAACAGAAGAUAAUAUUCUACUGAAUUUAUUGGUUGAAGCGGUAGCAGUUAUACCAUUAAACACCAUUGAAUUUGGUCGAUUGUCUAUUACAGGACUUAGAUAUCUUUUAUCUUAUACACAUGAAGAAGAACCUCUUUUUGCAACCCCAGAAUAUGAAGUUUUUCGAUAUGGCGCUAUCCUUGCAGCAAAACAAGUUUCAAAUGAAGCAUAUAAUACUCUUAUGGAACAGUUACCAAAUUUAGAACAAAUAAGACAAGAGAAUCCAGUACAAAUAAAAAACAAAAUUAUUGACGAUCACCAAAAAGUUGCCAAAGAGUUGGAGCCUUUAGUUAAAUUAAUUGAUUUUAGGCGAAUCAAAGGUCAAAUAUUAGUUAAUAUUAUUGAGCCGCUUGGCAUUACCCCAAUUGAAAUUAUUUUAAAUGUUUAUCGAUAUAAUACAUUAUCGUUUAAUUCAGAUUUAAAUGAUACCCGAGGCAAUUAUGUUUAUGAUGAGUCAGCAUGUGGAUCAAAACUUAUUAUUGAGGAUAAUGGAAAAGUCGUAUGUGCACCAAAUAAUCUUACUGAUUGGCAAAGUGUUAGUGUUAAAGUAGCUUUAGGAAAUAAAGAUGUUUUUGAAUGGGAUGUUAUUAUUGAGAAAUGCUGUACAAGUGCUGCUGUUGGAGUAUGUGCAUCAGAAAAUUUUAAUUAUGAAACUUGGGCAGGAUAUCAAGCUACUGGAUGGGUAUUAUCCUCCCAAGGUAGUAGUGUUAAUUCAAAUGUAUGGUUAGGAAAUUAUUGCCCUUCAUUCGGAGAUGGCACAAAAAUCACUGUUCACUUAGAUAUGAAUAAAAGAACUUGCGCUUUUACAGUCAAUGGAACAAAAUAUCCAGAAGUAUUAGCUUGGAAUAAUUUACCAUCAAAGCUCUAUCCAGUAGUAUCAUUAAAAUACCCUGGUCGAUUUAGAAUUCAACCUCAUAAAAAAUAAUAGUGAAAUUAUAGAAUAAAAUUUUUUUAUUGAAACUG